Theobroma cacao (cacao) is the source of this 1353-nucleotide messenger RNA. RefSeq names its product Integrase-type DNA-binding superfamily protein. Gene Ontology annotation, biological process: regulation of DNA-templated transcription. Gene Ontology annotation, molecular function: DNA-binding transcription factor activity; DNA binding. Lineage: Eukaryota; Viridiplantae; Streptophyta; Magnoliopsida; Malvales; Malvaceae. The record is from RefSeq and is a predicted model, not a curated record.
AUUUUUCCAUUUAUAUAAAGCUGAAAUAUCUGUCAGCCAUUUUAUGUUCAUAUGUGGAGCCAUAUUGAUUGACCAAGGGAUCUUCCAACUUUAAAAACUCAAGUCCCCCAUCUAUAAAUACCAACAACCUUCUUUCUCCCCACCAUCAGUUUUUCAUUUCAUUCCUUUCAUCACUUUUAAAAGAACAAGAACCAAAAGCAAAAGCUACCAAAGCAUUUGAAUCCUUUGCUCAGCAAAGCAUUGAACCUUCGUCAACACGUACAGACAGCCCCAGCAAAGCAUUGAUUGAGUUUUCUGCUUACCAUUUGCUCGCCAAAGUAUUGAUCGCAAAUUAACUGAAGACUGAUAUUCAGUAUUCUACUGUUUGAUCUUUCUUGAUAGCUCCUUGCCAAUGGUGAAGACUGAGCACAAGCUCCAACCAGAGCCAUCAAAGCAAAUGACAUCAUCAACAUCUCCAACAUCAUCAUCGUCCUGCAAAAAAAAGAAGUACAAGGGAGUUAGAAUGAGGAGCUGGGGAUCCUGGGUGUCAGAGAUUAGGGCUCCAAAUCAAAAAACAAGAAUAUGGUUAGGGUCUUAUUCUACACCAGAAGCAGCUGCUAGAGCCUAUGAUGCUGCACUUCUAUGCCUCAAGGGUUCCUCAGCAAAUCUCAACUUCCCCAUUACAUCCUCACAUUACAUUCCUGAUACCGUUAUGUCUCCUAAGUCAAUACAAAGAGUGGCUGCAGCAGCUGCAAAUAGUUUUGUUGACAAUGCCACCACCCCACCAAUAUCUCCACCUCCCCCCUCCAUAUCAUCAUCAUCAUCCGUCUCUUCCCCAUCAAUGUCCUCCUCCCCAUCUGAUCAAGUUGAUGACGAUGUGUCACUAAUGCAAUCUCUUGUGGCUAACGACGAGCCUAUUUCUAUGAUGGAACCAUGGUACUCCUUUGACAGCCUGCACUCUCCCAAGUAUAUUGAUCAGAUGUUCAACUUAGCCUCAUUUGACCCUCCGAUGAUCGAUGAUUUUUAUGAGGAAGGUGAUAUUCGUCUGUGGAGUUUCUGCUAAGGGAAAAAAAUUAAUUCAAAGCAAAAACAAAGUCAAGGCAUUACACCAUUCUUUUUGUCUAUUCCUAUUCAUUGAUGAUCUUCAAAUUGUUGCUUGAAGAUGUUACUGACAGUGACCAAAAUUCAUAUAUUAGUUUAUUUUUGAGUUAGGAAAAAGAAAUUCACACGGAGAUGAAACAUUUUUUUGGAAUCUCAUGUGGGGAUUUCUACAUAUUUAAUUUAUGUAUCAAUUAUGCAAAGUGUGUCAUAUUCAAUGUUAUCAAUGAUCAUAGCUUUGUAAUGGAACAAAUAAGUAAAAAAAGAAUUAUCGCU